UCGAUAAAACAUAUAACCCAAAAUCAAUCUUAAUAUCCCUACAAGCCACCAAACACCGGAAUAUGUCUCGAAAGGAAGCUUUGUCGCAAUUCAUCAAUCAAAUCCAUGGAAGACCAGUUGUGGUCAAGUUAAAUAGUGGUGUUGAUUAUAGAGGUGUUCUUGCUUGUUUAGAUGGCUACAUGAACAUUGCCUUGGAUCAAACAGAAGAAUAUGUAAACGGUCAGCUAAAGAACAAAUAUGGUGAUGCUUUUAUAAGAGGCAAUAACGUCUUGUACAUAUCCACACAAAAGAGAAGAGUAUAGCACUACUCUUAGAUUUUGUAUAACUCUCUUUUUUAAUAAAUAAAUUAAAUUACAAAUAAAUAAAA
This is a messenger RNA of Musca domestica (house fly), 367 nucleotides long. Its product is annotated as U6 snRNA-associated Sm-like protein LSm6. The transcript is spliced from 2 exons. The record is from RefSeq and is a predicted model, not a curated record. Gene Ontology annotation, cellular component: nucleolus; U4/U6 x U5 tri-snRNP complex; sno(s)RNA-containing ribonucleoprotein complex. The coding region runs from base 63 to 302 and encodes 79 amino acids. Gene Ontology annotation, biological process: mRNA splicing, via spliceosome; maturation of SSU-rRNA. Gene Ontology annotation, molecular function: RNA binding. NCBI's taxonomy places the organism in Eukaryota, Metazoa, Arthropoda, Insecta, Diptera, Muscidae.